This is a messenger RNA of Eremomyces bilateralis CBS 781.70, 2757 nucleotides long. RefSeq names its product WD repeat-containing protein. The record is from RefSeq and is a predicted model, not a curated record. Gene Ontology annotation, molecular function: protein binding; peptidase activity. Lineage: Eukaryota; Fungi; Ascomycota; Dothideomycetes; Eremomycetales; Eremomycetaceae. The transcript is spliced from 6 exons. Gene Ontology annotation, biological process: glutathione catabolic process; proteolysis. The coding region runs from base 1 to 2757 and encodes 918 amino acids.
AUGAGCCUUGGUUUGAGCGCAGAUAUACGCCCGUCGCUCACACAUCGCCUGAUACAUGACAAGUCAAUAUUGGUUUUGACUGUAUCCGAGGAUCGAAUAUAUGCGGGAACACAGAAUGGAGAGAUAUUGGUUUUCAGUCUCAAAUCCUAUGAACGAAUUGGGCAUAUCCAGGCACACAGGGGAAGUGUACUUGGGCUCUGCCUUCGUGAAAAGGAAACCAUUAUCUUUUCAAGUGCGGCCGACCGUAUAGUAAACGUCUGGUGCACUAAGACACUCCGGAGAUUAUACUCAAUCUACUCGACCUACGAUAUCGGAGACGUAUUCUGCGUUUGCUACUCCUCCAAAUCUAAGACCGUCUACCUCGGAGCCCAAAACACAACUAUACAAUGGUAUGACCUUCGCGAGAAAGACCGUCGACCUUCGCCACGCCCCUCCGACCAUCCUCAUUAUCGACAAGAUCGUUUCUUCGACUCGACCGGUCCCGGUGGCAUUCGCACCCCUCGUCUCGAAGUUGAAGACGACCCGCUGGAAGCGCACGGUGGUCAGGCACUUGAGAUUGACCCUCAAUCCAUACAUCAAUUCGCACAUUAUGGCUACGUAUAUUGCAUGGUAUUGGCUCGUGGCAUUCUUCCGAAUGCGCCUGCUGAUGAAGAGGUGCUGGUAUCGGGAGGCGGAGACGGUAUCGUUAAGGUUUGGAGCCUCAACGGGAAAGGUUCCGGCCGGAUACAUGAAUUGUAUACCCUUGAAGAUGGCAGAGAAGAAGGCGACUCUGUCCUGAGCCUUGUCUUGGACGGGGCCUUCCUUUAUACCGGCCGAUUAGAUGGAGACGUGAACGUGUGGGACUUGGAAACAAGACAGCUGGUCAGAACCCUCAGAGUAGACGUCGGUGAUGUCUUGACAAUGUCUGUCGGUGGUGGACACCUGUUCACUGGGGGGGUAAACGGGACGGUUGAGAAAUUCAAUAGGCAGUAUGAGCGUAUCUCUAAGUUCCAAGCCCACGGAGGACGCAUUCUCUGCUCUGCAUUCAUCAACCUCAACGGACGGCCAGUAUUUGUCACAGGGUCUAAUGACAGUACCAUCGCAGUAUGGGAUAUUCAGGACUGCAUUGACGUUGGAGAAAACAAACGGAGGACGCAUAGCGACUACCUGCUAGAGUCAUUGCAAGAAUUCGUCUCAUAUCGAACCGUAUCUUCCGAUUCGCGAUUCAAAGGAGAUUGCCAUCGAGGAGCAUCAUUUCUUCGGUCCGUCCUGAAAAACUUUGGGGCUACGACGGAAUCCCUAAAGUCCGGCGACUCAUUCAAUCCUGUUAUCUAUGGACGAUUCCGUGGCAAUCCCCAAACCGCGACCAAGAGAAAGAAAAUCCUUUUCUAUGGCCAUUACGACGUUAUUGCAGCCGAUAACUCCCAAGGCAAAUGGCUCCGAGAGCCCUUCACAUUGUCCGGGAUUGAUGGGCACCUGUAUGGUCGAGGGGUCUCCGACAACAAAGGACCGAUAAUGGCGGCGAUCUACGCUGCCGCACAACUCAAUACAUCCCAAGCGCUGGAAUCGGACAUCAUCUUCAUCAUCGAAGGCGAAGAGGAGUGCGGGUCGCGGGGCUUCGCCGAGACGAUUCGUCGCAACCGGAAGCUGAUCGGGGACGUGGAUUGGAUCCUCCUCGCAAACAGCUACUGGCUGGACGAUGACGUCCCCUGCUUGACGUACGGUCUUCGCGGAGUCAUCCAUGCUACAGUCCAAGUCGAGUCUGCCCACCCUGAUUUACAUUCCGGCGUCGACGGAAGUGCCCUUCUCGACGAGUCGCUGAAGGAUCUUGUGCUCCUACUGUCAAAGCUAGCCGGGCCUCAUGGCCAUGUCGAGAUUCCAGGUUUCUACGAGCCGAUCCUGAAACUCACUCCCGAAGAGCUCGAGCUGUACAACCAUAUCACCACCACCCUCAUUCGUCGCGACCCAGACCUCGGAGACCCCAUUCAGCUAGCCACCAGCCUCAUGCGCCGAUGGCGCGAAGCCUCUCUCACGAUCCACCGAUUCCACACCUCCGGCCCAGAGAACUCCACCAUCAUCCCACGGCUCGCCCGCGCCGCGAUCUCCCUCCGCCUCGUCCCGAACCAGUCCGCGGAAGCGAUCUCGCAACAGCUCGAGUCCUUCCUCCAGGAGCAAUUCGCCAGCCUCGGUAGCCAGAACAAGCUCACUGUCGCCAUCGACCACCGCGCCGAACCCUGGUUGGGUGACGUGCACAAUGAGAUCUACCAGACGUUGGAGGAGGGCCUGGUGAAGAGCUGGGGCGACCAAUGGGGUCGGCGACGGAGCAGCUUUCACGCGUCGAAAUUCGCCGGCGCGAAAGCGAAUGGUGACGAGGGGGCUAAGAAAGAGAACAUCCCAUCCACCGGCCACGUUCCAUCCCCCACGACCCGCCCAGCCACCUCGUCCACGCUCUCGCGCACCAGCACCCGCGUCGCCGAUCUCGACACCGCGUCCCAACCGGCCGCGAAUAGGAGCGGCAACGCCGCGGCCCCCGAAUCGCCCAUCGCCGAGACCAGCCGCGAGCCGGCGCCGUUCGCGCGCCCACUGUACAUCCGAGAAGGCGGGUCGAUCCCCGCGAUCCGGUUCUUGGAGACGGAGUUCGAUGCGCCAGCGGCACAGCUGCCGAUCGGGCAGGCGAGCGAUUCGGCGCAUCUGGACAACGAGCGGAUCCGGCUGGUGAAUCUGAUGAAAGGGAAGGAGGUGUUUGAGUAUGUUUUCCGGGAGUUGCCGCGACGGUGA